Molecule: messenger RNA, 1527 nt
Organism: Cololabis saira (Pacific saury)
Lineage: Eukaryota; Metazoa; Chordata; Actinopteri; Beloniformes; Belonidae
Gene: mterf3
Product: mitochondrial transcription termination factor 3
Exons: 8
Coding region: 75-1346 (423 amino acids)
Biological process (GO): mitochondrial ribosome assembly; regulation of DNA-templated transcription
Cellular component (GO): mitochondrion
Molecular function (GO): double-stranded DNA binding
Source: RefSeq, a predicted model, not a curated record
UAAUGCACAUGUGAAAACAGUUGACAUUGCGCUGGGGACUUGAGUUGAAGAUAAAUGUUUUAAUUCCAAAACAAAUGAACAUGGCGUCCACCUGUGGAAGGUUGUAUCUGCGAUAUGGAGGAGCUCUGUCCUCCAACGCUGCCACGUAUCACUCCUACAUUCAAGUUCCACACUGUAUUACAACGAUAAGGAACUCAACCAAGAUCAGUAAUGGAUUAAUCCUCGCUGGGACUCAUUUAUCAGCUCAGACACGAUUGAGGUGGAGACCACAGACGUGGUGCUAUUAUAGCUUGACAGCAAAAUAUCUGACAACAGAGGCAAAAGAGAAGACUUAUCAAGAGUUGUCGAGAACAGACGUGGUUCCAUCCAAGAUCUCCCUGAUUCCAGAGACAGAUGUUUUGCAAAUGAAUACAAAUCCGCUGUUAUUAGACUUGGAUGAUGCUGAGAAAGUGUAUGCAUUGGAGGAGAUCAGUGAUGAAGAAGCUGUCAGUAUUUCUAUUCCUUCCAUACCACCAGGUUCCUCCUCACUUAGAGACUACGUUGACAAGUCAGAAACACUUACCAAACUGAUACAGCUAGGGGUGGAUUUAUGGAAGCUUGAACAAAGAACCAACGUAGGCACCAUGCUGCUGAGGCUUGACUUCACUGCAGAUGUGGCACCUCGGCUGCUGUUUCUCAAAGAGAUUGGGGUGGAGGAGUCACGCUUUGGCUAUAUUAUUAGUCACAACCCUUUCAUUCUCACUGCAAAUUUGGAAAACCUCCAGGCCAGGGUAAACUUCCUCAAGUCGAGCAAGUUUAGUUCGGAGACCGUUGCCUCCAUGGUUUCCAGAGCUCCUUAUCUGCUCAACUUCAGCGUGAAGAGACUGGACAACAGACUGGCUUUUUAUCAGCAGCACCUCAAACUCAGCGCUUCUAAUACUCGGAACAUCGUAGCUCGACUUCCCAAAUUACUGUGUGGCAGCUUGGAGCCUGUUAAAGAAAAUCUGAAGGUGUGUGAAAUAGAGCUUGGCUUCAAGGAAAACGAGAUCCAACACAUAGCUAUUGCUGUCCCCAAAGUGUUGAUAGCUAAUAAGAAGAAACUAACCAAAAUAUUUGACUUCCUCCACAACACCAUGAAGGUUCCCCACAACCUGAUCACAAAGUUCCCACAGGUUCUCAAUACAAAGUACUUGCGCCUCAGAGAGCGCCACCUCUUCCUCGAGUACCUUGGAAAAGCUCAGUAUGAUCCAGCUCUCCCCAACUACAUCGCUCUGGACCGGUUGGUGUCAUUACCGCAUGAGAUUUUUUGCACUGAGGUGUGCUUGGCCACAGUGGAUGAUUUUAAUUUGUUCCAAAAGACUCUUUGAUUCUUCAUCAAAAGACUUGAGUGGUGAAUGACACAGAAUAAACACCAUGACGUAGCACAGUUUGAAAUAAAAUGUACUGUAAAUACAAUGUCUAAAAAGUAUGUGUUCUUGAAAUACAGUUCUUAUUCUCCAAUAACAUUUGUCUCAUCAGAGGUUACUGUACAUAAAAUAAAGUGGAAUU